Molecule: messenger RNA, 720 nt
Organism: Nelumbo nucifera (sacred lotus)
Lineage: Eukaryota; Viridiplantae; Streptophyta; Magnoliopsida; Proteales; Nelumbonaceae
Source: RefSeq, a predicted model, not a curated record
AUGGAGAUUUGGUUCAUCAUCCUCGCCUCUCUCUGCAUCUCUGCAGCCCUUAAAUCCCUCCUGGAUCUACUCUCAUUCAACCAGAAGAAGCUCCCACCAGGUCCCUUUACUGUGCCCAUCAUAGGCAACUUCUUAUGGAUUCGUAAAUCCUUCUACGAUAUUGAAAUCAUUCUUCGCAAUCUACGCACCAAGUACGGCUCCAUCAUCAAGCUUCAGAUUGGCUCUCGCCCAUCCAUCUUCAUCGCCAACCAUGAGCUCGCGCAUAAGGCUCUCAUCCACCACGGCGCCACCUUCGCCGAUCGUCCUCCAGCUCUCGCACCCAACCGCGUCAUUUCCAGCAACCAGCACAGCAUCAGUUCUGCUGCCUACGGCCCACUCUGGCGUCUCUUCCGGCGGAAUCUCACCCACGAGAUCCUCCACCCUUCACGGAUCAAGUCCUACGGCAACGCCCGCGUCUGGGUUUUGGAGAUACUAACCAACAAGUUCAGAGAACAAGCCAAUUCCGGACAACCCGUUUGCGUCAUGGAUCACUUCCGGUACGCCAUGUUCUGCUUGUUGGUGCUCAUGUGCUACGGAGAAAAGCUCGAUGAGAAGAUUAUCAAAGACGUCGAAUCCGUUCAGAGGAAGAUGAAUACCAGUUUUGGUCGAUUCAGUGUACUGGCUUACAUGCCAAGAUUGGGAAAGAUUGUAUUCAGAAAGAAGUGGAACAAGCUCUAUUAG